AUGGCAGUGAGCAGACCUUCACUGACGGAGGAGGAUUUCUCCUGUUCUGUCUGUUGUGACAUCUUCAGGGAUCCCGUGCUCCUCGCCUGCUCACACAGCAUCUGUAAGUCCUGCCUGCACACCUUCUGGGAGCAGAGAGGAGCUCUGGAGUGCCCCAUCUGUCGGACCGUCUCUCAGAACCCCGACCCGCCCUUAAACAUCGUCUUGAAGAACAUGUGCGAGGCCAUCCUGGAGGAGAGAAGUUUCCGGGGUUCCACGGAAUCACAGGGGCUCUGCAGUGUCCACGGUGAGGACCUCACUCUCUUUUGUACAGAGGACAGAAAACCUGUAUGUGUCAAGUGUCGAGACCCCAAACUACACAACCAUCACAGCUUCAGACCUGUAGAGGAGGCAGCAGUGGACCUGAAGAGGGAGCUCAAGAUGAAACUAAAGCCAUUACAGGAGAAGCUGAGAGUCUAUGAAGAAUUCGAACAAACCUGUGAUAAUACAAUGGAGCAUGCCAAGAUCCAGGUACAGAACACGGAGAAACAGAUUAAAGAGGAGUUUGAGAAACUUCAUCAGUUUCUACGCGACGAAGAGGCGGCCAGGGUAGCUGUGCUGAGGGAGGAAGAGGAGGAGAAGACUCAGAUAAUGAAGAAAAAGAUUGAAGAAAUAAGAUCAGAGAUAUCUUCUCUGGCAGAUAUAAUUAAAUCCAUAGAAGAGAGGACAGAGGCUGAGGACCUGUCGUUCCUGUUGAGCUAUAAGGCCAUAGUGGAGAGAACCCAAUACCCACUGAGGGAUCCAGAGAUGGUUUCAGGAUCACUGAUCAAUGUGGCAAAACACCUGGGUAACCUGAAGUUCAGAGUCUGGGAGAAGAUGGAGGAGAUCACAGAAUACACUCCUGUGAUUCUGGACCCCAACACAGCUCAUCCAGAUCUGUACCUGUGUGAGAGUCUGUCCAGUGUGAAAUUCGGUGAGGAAGGCCAGCAGCUCCCUGGUAACCCAGAGAGAUUUGACGACUAUUCCAGUGUCCUGGGCUCUGAGGGCUUUGACUCAGGCUCCCACUGCUGGGACAUUGAGGUUGGAGACAACACAGCCUGGGCAGUGGGAGUCAUCACAGAGUCUGUCUAUAAGCACAGAGAGAAUCUGUCUAAGUUUGGGUUAUGGUAUGUGGGUUUCUAUAACGGCAAAUACGGCAAAGGUUAUUCCCCAGAGAUCCUCACUCUGCUGAGAGUAAACCACAGGAUCCAGAGGAUCAGAGUCCAGCUGGACUGGGAGAAAGGAAAAGUGGUCUUCACUGACUCUGGACACAACACCUGUCUACACAUAUUCAAACACAACUUCACUGAGAGAGUCUUCCCAUACUUCUACAAUCACUGCAAACUUCAUCCUCUAAAGAUUUUACCUGUAAAACCGUCCAUCUCUGUGGAGCUACACAGCUAG
Messenger RNA from Chanos chanos (milkfish), 1422 nucleotides. Its product is annotated as nuclear factor 7, brain-like. The transcript has 6 exons. The record is from RefSeq and is a predicted model, not a curated record. Gene Ontology annotation, molecular function: zinc ion binding; protein binding. The coding region runs from base 1 to 1422 and encodes 473 amino acids. Lineage: Eukaryota; Metazoa; Chordata; Actinopteri; Gonorynchiformes; Chanidae.